AUGACUGACUGGGACUUUGACCUCACUAAUCGAGUUCGGACCAUCCUUGGGAGACCCAUCCUGAUUGAGGAGCAACUGGCAGAGGUUCCCGAUCCGAGAUUUGCUGAAAUGCAGGUUCUAACGCUGGCACGGUAUAUGGAUGAUAACCAAGAAAUCAUGCUGAAGAUCCGCUAUGAACUGCGCCCUGAGAGCUUCGGUAUCAGGGAUGAGGCAUACUUGCAGACAAUGUGUGAGCGGGCUGACGAUGACUACCUCGAAGAGGUGAAGCUGGUCGAAGACGUGGAAGAGAUUGGCCACGGACCUGCAUACCUCGCCCAUGUCACUCAGCGCGCUGGAGAGAUGUUUCCUUAUCCCAACGGCACCGUGAACUUUAUCAUCAUGACGCGGGUGCCUGGUGAGAAUGUGGCUCGUAUCUUCCUCACUCUCUCGAACGAGCAACUUGAAAGCAUUCGGAGGCAGCUCGCCCUCACGCUUGAGCACAUGCGCCAGAGAAUGUUCGUUUUGGCUCAUCAGAGUCCACAUUUCCUUCGAUACGACAGGGCGAAUGACCAGCUGUACAUUGUUGAUUUCAGCUACAUGAGCUUCACGAACCCCAACGCUCCUGGUUCAAACCCAAUCACCGUCGACCACAUGUACGUCCUCGGAUUCGAUAUCUGGCACCGUGGUGAAUUUGAGCCUGGAAGACGAGGCGGUCUCUCCGGUAGUAGAGGGAGGCUUUGA
Molecule: messenger RNA, 720 nt
Organism: Aspergillus viridinutans
Lineage: Eukaryota; Fungi; Ascomycota; Eurotiomycetes; Eurotiales; Aspergillaceae
Exons: 4
Coding region: 1-720 (239 amino acids)
Source: RefSeq, a predicted model, not a curated record